Dendroctonus ponderosae (mountain pine beetle) is the source of this 1656-nucleotide messenger RNA. Its product is annotated as septin-2. Gene Ontology annotation, molecular function: GTPase activity; GTP binding; molecular adaptor activity. Gene Ontology annotation, cellular component: cell division site; synaptic vesicle; septin ring. NCBI's taxonomy places the organism in Eukaryota, Metazoa, Arthropoda, Insecta, Coleoptera, Curculionidae. The coding region runs from base 402 to 1508 and encodes 368 amino acids. Gene Ontology annotation, biological process: regulation of exocytosis; cytoskeleton-dependent cytokinesis. The transcript is spliced from 8 exons. The record is from RefSeq and is a predicted model, not a curated record.
UCACGCGCCCAUGCUAACAAAACAAUCUCGCAACGGCAGCGUAUUGAUCGUACUAUUCGCGCAACCCAUGUUCGAGUUCAGAUGGUCUUUUGUUCCAUUUCCAUGCCAUUCCCUUCCGCGUUUUCUGUCAGUGAUUGUGGACGACUAUUCGGUACAAAACCAUACUUGGUAGAUAGAUACCCAAUGAAUUUUGUAGCGAAAAACUAGACGAUUACAGUGCGAUCAAUUCGAUUCACUAAAGGAAAAGACAUGAAAUUUCAAUGUGUGUAAAUGGGUUUAGUGGUGGAUUUUGGGUACAAACUGGGGGGUUUUAAUUCUAAAUGUAAACCUGCACACGGGGGAUGACAGAAAGCUGAUUUUAAAUAGAGCAAUUGUCGACUGUAGUAGCCUGAGCAACGACAAUGUCUGAAUCCGGUAGGGACUAUAUCGGUUUUGCCACUUUGCCCGAUCAAGUGCAUCGAAAAUCAGUGAAAAGAGGUUUCGAAUUUACCUUGAUGGUGGUUGGUGAAUCGGGAUUGGGAAAAUCAACCUUAAUUAACAGUUUAUUCUUGGAGGAUUUGUAUAAGAAUCGGAAAAUCCCCGAUGUCAGUGAAAGAAUUCAUAAAACUACUACAGUGGAAAAGAAAACAAUGGAAAUCGAAGAGCGAGGAGUUAGAGUAAGGCUUACAAUAAUCGAUACCCCAGGCUUUGGAGACGCAGUGAAUUGUGAGGAUAGUUGGAAGGUCUGCACUAACUACAUCGAAGAACAGUUUCGACAAUAUUUUACCGACGAAAGCGGAUUAAACCGCCGAAAUAUACAAGAUAAUAGAGUGCAUUGCUGUUUAUAUUUUGUCCCUCCAUGGGGUCACAGUUUGCGGCAGAUGGACUUGGAAAUGUUGAAACGAUUGCAUCGCAAAGUCAACAUAGUCUUGGUCAUUGCCAAAGCAGAUACACUCACUGCCUCUGAAGUAGAUAAGCUCAAGAAGAAUAUUCUUAACGAUAUUAAGGAACAUGAUAUACAAAUAUAUGAGUUUCCGGAAUGUGAUAGUGAUGAAGAUGAAGAGUUUAAGCAGCAAGAUAGAGAACUGAAAGCCAGUGUCCCAUUUGCGGUAGUUGGCAGCAAUACUAUCUUGGAAGUAGCAGGGAGGAAGAUCAGAGGACGACAGUACCCAUGGGGCGUGGUUGAUGUCGAAAAUCCGAAACACAGCGAUUUUAUCAAGCUUCGCACCAUGAUUAUUUCGACUCAUAUGCAAGAUCUGAAGGACGUUACUGAGGAUGUUCACUAUGAGAACUUUAGGGCUCAGUGUAUCUCUCAGAUAUCUCAGCAUGCUCGAGAAAGGGGGUUUUCAUUUUCUAGAAAACUGAAGCGGGAUUCUGCCCCUUACGAGUCUGAUAUUUCAGACACGGAUCGUCUUCUUUUUGAGAAAGACGAAGAAAUUCGACGCAUGCAAGAGAUUCUCAAUCAGAUGCAGGAGAAACUAAAAGGGACUGCUCAAGACCGGAAGCAUGAAAGUAUUAUCGAUGUUUAGAAUCUAAGUGUGUUUUUUUCAAAUCAUUCCCAUUUUUAGUGAAUCUGUUUAGAACCAAAGAAUCUGAUAGUUGACAUCUUUUUUAUGUUUAUAUGCUAUUUAUUAAUAUGUAACUUACCAUGUUAUUAAAAAUAUUUAUUAGAUCAUA